GCAUUUUCGACACUUCGCUUUUUACAGCAGGGUUUGUCCGUGUGCAGACGCCGUAGUUGUAGUUUAAACAUGGCGUCGGACAGCGACAGCGACGAGGACUUUGUGACUUACGGGACUCCUCUGGAGCCUCUGGAGGAAGACGAGCCGCUGAAGAAGCCCAUCCCGCUGCACGAACAGACGGUGAAGGAUGAGAAAGGCCGAUACAAAAGGUUCCAUGGAGCGUUCACUGGAGGCUUCUCUGCCGGUUACUUCAACACGGUCGGCUCUAAAGAAGGCUGGGCGCCAUCAUCCUUUGUGUCGUCACGGCAACAGAAGGCGGGGAAACAAAAUGCGAGACCAGAAGACUUCAUGGACGAGGAGGAUUUCAGCGAACACGGAAUCGCCCCCAGAGAAAUCACCACCAGCAGCGAGUUCUCGUCCAGCCGCAGAGACGAAGCUGCAGAGAAGGCGAAAGCCGUCAGCGCUCAGGCCGCUCUGAUACCUGGAGACACGCUGCUGGAGGAGCUCAUCGCACCUGCCAGGUUGUCCAUCGGGGUGGAGCUUCUGAGGAAGAUGGGCUGGAAGGAGGGUCAAGGCGUCGGGCCCAGAGUGAAGAGGAAAGCUCGGCGACAGCAGACGGAUGGUGGAAGCAGAGUGUACGGCUGUGCGCUGCCCCCUGCUGGUUCGGAGGAUUCAGAGGACGAUGACGAGGACUUUGCUCCAGAAAAUGUGACUUUUGCCCCAAAGGACGUGACUCCGGUGGACUUCAGUCCCAGGACGGGGGUCCAGGGUCUGGGGUACCGUGGUCUGGACCCGGGUCUGGCCUUGUUGGGCCGUGGAGCUCCAGAACACAUCGACCUGUUCAAACCCCAGUCUGAGGCCAGGAGUCGGCUGUUUGGAGACGAACGCAGCGGCACCAGGAGAGGAGGCGUGGCCGGACAGGCCUUCGGCGUCGGAGCUCUGGAGGAUGACGAUGAUGAAGACGUCUACCACCGAGACUCCAUGUCCCGGUACGACUCGGAGCGGGGGGAGGAGCCUGGAGACGGACUGUACGGAUGGACGGCCCCGCAGCAGUACAGCAGGAAUAAAGACAGAAGCAAAGACGCAUCGUACCUCGGCAAGAUCCUGGAAGGAUUCACUCUGGCCCAGAAACCAGAAGAGGAGAAAACCAUCUUCCCUCCGCCGUCGCUGCCCAGAGACUACCGUCCGGUCCACGGUUUCCGUCCGGCGGUCGAAGUCUCUCGUCUGUCCGGCGUCAGUCCUGCUCUGGCCGAAGCACUGAGGACCUCCAGAGGCCACAUGGUGAAAGAAGAACCUCAGCAGGGAGGACGACACCAGCUGGACUCUGGACAGAGGAGGACACUGCUGGGAGAGGACGCGCUGCAAGGUCCUAGUUCGGUCAUGGAGCUGCUGAGACCUGAAGACCGGCAGCGUCUACUGAACCUCCGCAACGCCUCCAACCAGUCCUCCAACCAGUCCUCCAACCAGUCCUCCAACCAGUCCUCCAACCAGUCCUCCAACCAGUCCUCCAACCAGUCCUCCAUCCAGUCCUCCACCCCUGAGUCUCGGGUGUCGGUGGUGUCCUCCGGCCUCCAGCAGCAGCAGGAAGCUCUGGCAGCCUGGAGAGGAGUCCAAACAUCUACACAGACCUUCAGACCGUUUGAGAAGAACCCCAGCAAGCAGGAGCGAUACGAACUUUACCUGAACCGCCUCAAGCAGGGAGACAAAGACGCUCUGGACCGGAGUCUGGACCCGGCCAUGACGGAGUGGGAGCGCAGCAGGGAGAGGGACGAGUUUGUCCGGGCCUCCAUCCUGUACCGACCCAGCUCCUCCUCACUGUCGACCCGCUUCACCAGAGCCCAGCACCAGGAGGACGAGGACACGGUGGAGGUCAGCCGGGACCAGGAGGGCGACGUUGAUGACAAACAGGCCGCUGUGACGAUGAAGAUGUUUGGAAAACUGACCAGAGAGACGUUCGAGUGGCAUCCAGACAAACUGCUCUGCAAGAGGUUCAAUGUGCCCAACCCGUUUCCAGGGUCUGGGACGGUCGGUUUGCCCAAAGUGAAGAGAGACAAGUUCUCUGUGUUUAACUUCCUGACUGUGGCUGAGAGCAGAGAGCCGACAGCUCCUCUGAAGCCUCCAGAGUCCAUGAAGAAGUCCAGGUGGGACGUUUCAGAGCAGCAGAAGAAGGAGGAGGACCCUCUGAGUGAGAUGCUGAGCACUGCACGAAGCCAGACUGAGACCAGAGCAGAGAAACCAGCAUCUGUAGCAGCUUCACGGUCCAGCAGCGAGCAGACGGAGGUGAAAGCAGCAGAUCAGAAGAAGAAAGAAGGUGAUGAAGACCAGGAGGAGGAGGAGGAGGAGGAGGACAGGCCUCCCAUGGAUCUGUUUAAGGCCAUCUUUGCCAGCUCGUCUGAGGAGAAGUCCUCGUCUUCAUCGGAGGGAGGGAGUGACGAAGAGGAUGGAAAGAUGGACUCACAGCCUCUGAACCUGUUCAGCAUCUCCUCAGCCACCUCCUCUUCAGCUGCUUCCUCCUCCAUCACCUCCUCCUCCAUCACCUCCUCCUCCAUCACCUCCUCUGCUGCUUCCAGUCAGCUCCCAGUUUCCUCUGCAGCUUCGACUCAGCAGGACGACGAGGAGUUUGGUCCGAAGCUGCCGCCUCCUUCAGCUGCUCUCACCAGAGGAGGCGCCACCUCCGUCAGCGAGGAGCAGAAACCCAGCAGGAGGAGCAAAGACAAGAAACACAAGAACAAGAAGCAGCACAAACACAAGAAGGAUAAGAAGAAGAAGAAACACAAGAAGCACAAACACAAAGCGAAGCAGCAGAAGAAGAAGGAGACGGACAGCAGCUCAGAGGACAGCGAGGAGGAGGACGAUGGACAGGUGUCCACGGACGAGCUGCUGAAAAGACUGAAGAACAUUCGUUCCCAUCAGAGCUGGUGAAUCAGCAGCAGUUUGUCCUCUGUGAGGACCGUCCAUCAGCUGACCGGCAUCGUUUUAACAGCCUGCUCUAGUUUUAAACGAUGAAUAAAACGUUCAUUAUUAACCCUCA
Messenger RNA from Acanthochromis polyacanthus (spiny chromis), 3031 nucleotides. It is a transcript of the gene gpatch1, whose product is annotated as G patch domain containing 1. The record is from RefSeq and is a predicted model, not a curated record. Lineage: Eukaryota; Metazoa; Chordata; Actinopteri; Pomacentridae. Gene Ontology annotation, cellular component: nucleus. Gene Ontology annotation, molecular function: RNA binding. Gene Ontology annotation, biological process: mRNA processing.